AUGGUCCGCUCGCCGUCAGCCCGAGACCGUCUCUGUGGACGAGGGCCCCUGUGGCCAGCUUGUCCCGUCAGCAGCUGGCCGGGGACAGUGCCCUCCGAGCAUGCUGAGCCUUCUCGGGAUGGCUGGGCUUCAGCCUCCGCGAAGUUCCUGCUUGGGAAGGAGCCUCGCUGCUCCAGUUGGUCUCGGGGCGCCUUAGGGGUCAGGGCCGGGAAUGACCUUUACUUUGGGUGCCGGAGGGCCAGCUCCCGCGUCCUUGGCGCCCCUCCCUUCAGGCACCUGGCAGGAUGCUCUGAACCUCCGCCAAGGGCGCAGGGGUGGGAAACGCCUGCCAUGAGCCAUGGCGGCCACAAGAGGGCGCCAUUUGUCCUGAAAGCCCAGGCGUCUGGCUGGAGUCGUGACUCCCACCUUCACCCCCCCAACCCCCGUAACCCCCGACACCCACGCAGGCUCGCGGUCAUGUUAGUUCCUAGUCGCCUGGCGCCCGCUCCCCGGGCUCCGCCACCCGCCCCCGCGCGGGAGCUCUCGGGGCGGAGGCGGCGCGCGCAACGGCGCGGGGGCGGUGGCGCCGGGAGGGGCGGGCGCCGCGCUCCUACGCAAGCAGCCGCGAGAGGGGAUCCUGGGCGCAGGCCCCGCCCCCUCACGUGCCCGCGGCGCAGCGCCGCGUGCGGCCCGCGUGACCGGCUGGCUCCGCCCCGCCGCAGCCGCAGCUUGGCGCCCACGCGUGGGAGGGAGGCCGCGGCGGCGGGGGCGGUCGGGCGGGAGAAAGUCGCCUCCUGCAGCCGCACCCUUGCCCCCGGCCCCCGCACUCGCGCGCCCCUCUCCGUCCUGAAGUUGGAGGCCAGGGUUGCUGACCUCCCAGCUAGCCUGGAUUUGGGGGAGGAGGUCUCCCAUCGCUACUCUCCAAACCCCUGA
Messenger RNA from Rangifer tarandus platyrhynchus (Svalbard reindeer), 912 nucleotides. The record is from the annotation of a GenBank genome assembly. Lineage: Eukaryota; Metazoa; Chordata; Mammalia; Artiodactyla; Cervidae.